This is a messenger RNA of Coturnix japonica (Japanese quail), 8462 nucleotides long. RefSeq names its product RAB22A, member RAS oncogene family (gene RAB22A). NCBI's taxonomy places the organism in Eukaryota, Metazoa, Chordata, Aves, Galliformes, Phasianidae. Gene Ontology annotation, molecular function: GTP binding; GTPase activity. The record is from RefSeq and is a predicted model, not a curated record.
CGGCGGCCGCCCAAGAUGGCGUCGUGUCCGCGGCGCCUGAGGAGGGAGCGGCGCUGGUAGCGGUGCUGGGAGCGGGAGGCGGCGGUGUCGCUCCGGGCUCUCGGCUGCCAGCGGCCCUCGGGCCUCUCGCGUGCGACGAGGAGGGCUAUGAGCGUUGUGAGCCGCGUCUCUGGUGCCCGCUGAAGGUGCAGCCCGCCCGGCCAUGGCUCUGAGGGAGCUGAAAGUUUGUCUGCUGGGGGACACUGGUGUGGGCAAAUCAAGUAUCGUGUGGAGAUUUGUGGAGGAUAGCUUUGAUCCCAACAUCAACCCAACAAUAGGAGCCUCAUUUAUGACCAAGACUGUACAGUAUCAAAAUGAGCUGCAUAAAUUCCUAAUUUGGGAUACAGCUGGACAAGAGCGGUUUCGUGCAUUAGCCCCAAUGUACUAUAGAGGGUCAGCAGCUGCCAUUAUAGUUUAUGACAUCACAAAAGAGGAAACAUUCUCAACAUUAAAGAAUUGGGUUAAAGAGCUUCGACAACACGGACCUCCAAACAUUGUUGUAGCUAUUGCAGGAAAUAAAUGUGAUCUUAACGACGUAAGGGAAGUCAUGGAAAAAGAUGCUAAAGACUAUGCAGAUUCCAUUCAUGCAAUAUUUGUAGAGACAAGUGCGAAAAAUGCAAUAAACAUUAAUGAACUCUUUAUAGAAAUUAGUCGUAGAAUUCCAUCAACUGACACCAACCCCCCGUCUAGUGGUAAGGGCUUCAAACUUAGAAGACAGCCGUCGGUGACAAAGCGCAGCUGCUGUUGACUGAUCCAUUUGAAAAUCAGACUUGUUUAUACAGUAGGUGGUCUUGGAAGUUAAUAGUUCACGUUGGAUUUAUAUUAUCAGUCUUAGAUCUCUAUCUGCUGGUGUUCAUACGCCAACGGUCCAGUAAAAAUGGACCAGUUCAUCUGACAUCUGUAUGCUCGCAGAAAAGACUGCCAUCGUAUGUCAGCCUGUUUACUUACAAAAAGUUGUAGUAUCUCUUGCAUUCAAAGGGAAUCCAUCAUCACUUCUUUGGCCUUGCUUAAAAGGAAGCUGACUAUGAAUGGUUGAACUGAAAUGUUUAGUAGUUUUGUAAUCGAGAUUGUGUUUUUGUAAAAAGGGAAACGAGCACUUUUGUGGGACUUGGGGGGGAGGUGGAAGGAGUCUGGAUUUUGAAGGUUAAUGAGAUGGCGUUUCUUCCUUUUCUUCAGUGAGCCUUAUUUGAAACGUAAGUGUAGCUAAUCCAAAGUGCAAUGGGACAGUUGGUUUUGAGGUGGCUACAGAAUAAGCAAAUGAAGGCAGAUAACAGUCAAAUCAGUCCGUCCACUCCCCAGAGCCCAUUUGCACUUUUUAUUUAAAGAUAAGCAGUGGGGGUGGGGACGCAUACAACAGAUCUUAAACCAAGGACAAUCUUUCUGUGCUGAAUUUGAGGCAAACUGAUAUGCUUAUAGGCAUCUUCUUGUUCUUACUGUUUUUGACGUUGUUGGUCGAAGAAAGCCUAAAUGUAGUUCUGACUAAAUGAAGUGAUUACUGACUAAAAGCAGAUGCUGUAAACAGAUGCUUCCAAUAGUUCUGAUAAGACUUAAAAGGUCUGGGGGAGAACAUUUAACUGUUUAGCAUGUGUAAAGUGUUCAUAUAAUAUUUAUGAGACCAGUGUUUAAAAUACUAUAAGUUAUGUGAAAACAGUCUUUUAAAAAUAGCAGUCUUAUUCACUCCUUCCAUUCCACACCUAUGGGUGCACUCCUGGGGUUCUCCAUCAGGUUUUUUUCUCCAGCAUCUUUUAGAUAUUGUUGCUGUAAUUUCAUCCAGAGACAGGCUAAAAUUAGUUCUCUUUAAAUCACGUUUGAAAGGUCCAAUAGAGGCUGCUAUUGGUACAGAGUGAGGUCUGUCUGAACAGGUUUUCACCUGUGUUGCACCCAGUCUUUCUUGUUUUGGGCACAAGUACAAAUAAAAAGUAACCUUAAGACACGUGGUGAUGUAGAUCAUUGCUUCUCUAGUUCCUGGGCUUUUUUACCUGCUAGGGUUGGGUUUGUGAUUCUUUUCUUGUUUUUGUGGUGGCUUUUCCUUCUUCCUUUCUCUCUCUCUCUCUUUUUUUUUUUCUUCUUGUUUUUUAUUCAAUGCUUACCUUAUAUUGUGUUGGUUUAAGUUUGCAUGCAAUUAAACCAUAGAUUGACCAUACAUUUUUGUGCUUUUUUUUAUUUUAUUUUCACUUCUUUGUUUCCUACUGGCACUACUGAAGUUCUUCAAAGGUCUUAAGUACGUACUAAUAAAGCUUUAGUUAAGCUUUAGUCUGAAAAUGAGGGCUGUUCUGUUUGCAGUCUGGCUUUCUAUCAUCUGAAGUAUUUUCUCUGAAGGAAUCACAGAAAAGAUUUAGUAAAUGGAAGGACUUGUAAUUCAGAUCAGUUUGCACUAUCCAAAGUUCUUGUAGAGCUAUUAUGGAGCAAAACAGCCAAACUAUUGGGAUGAGAUUUUUAAUUGUAUGAUCUAAUGAAAUAUGGGGACUACAUUUUGUUUUGACCACGCCCUUGCUCGAUUAUGCCUUCUUUGCCACAGCUGCACGGGUUUCAUGCUGACAGAAUGCUUAGGAAGUCUUUAUUUUCAUUAAAAGGCUGUUUGAAACCUUCUUGAAAUGAUGGGCCUUAACAAAGCUGGUAGAGGCAAAAAACAGUCAGUAUUUGGCCUUAUGUUGAUACUUUGUUGUGUGUCGUUGAAAGCUAAUGGUGUAUGAACAGAAAAUGGUACUCCUGCAAAAUGCAUUAUGAGAAGGCUUUUGGAACUUGCUGCUUUUUGUUAUUGGUUUUCAGCACGGAAUAAAACUUGAGUUCAAAUCUUUUUUUCAAUGAAAUAAUGAAGUGGUCUAAUCGUAUUUAUCCAACAUUUAUUGACUUGAGAAGAAAAUAUUGAAUUGUAGGCUAGACUGAAACUGUGCUCAUAUAGAGGUUGCUGUAGCUGUAACUCCAGACAGGGAGUUGCAGUUCUGAUUUUGAAGGGCUCCAGUUAAUGUACCCAUGGAAAAGGCCAUUAUUUCAGAUUGCCCAGAUGUUGAAGUGAGGCAGCUUCUAAAGACUGUGCCUGUGUAAAAUGACAGACCGUUCAUGUAAGUUGGUUUGAGCCAAGAUAACUGUUUGUUGAUCAGUAGGCUUUAGCUGCAAGCUGAUGUGCAGUCCUCUCUAGAUGAGACACACAUGUUCAACGUCUCAUUUUUGUUGGAGGAAAAUGGAUUCUUCUGUAUUAGUUUUAGGCCAUCUGCUGACUGAAAUUAAUUACAUUUUGUCCUAACAUAACUUCUCUGUUUGAAGGCAGAUUAGCCUUUGAGUGUUUGAAGUGCUGAUAAUCAACCAUUUCAACUAACUUCUUAAUUUUGUUAAGGAGUUGUUGAAAUAGUGGAAUAAAACUGUAGUCCUGAGGUUUGCCUUUAAUGAAUGGCACUUGUCACAGAGUCCAGGUUUUAAAAUGCUAUAAAAGGGAAGUGAUUGCUGCACAAAGUUUUAUGAAGGGGCAGACAUCAGAUAUGUAGGAGGUAAUGAGCUGUGUGUCAUAUCAUUGAUCCAGAGCAUUUUUUUUAGCUGACAGAGUAUUACCAUUUCCACUUCUUAACAAUACCAACUCUCCCUCACAAAAGUACAGAUGUGUACAAAAAUGUCCUUUGAUAAAUAGUUUAUUAUUUCGUUUUGGAGCUACUUCAAUGUGCUGCCUGUGUUUUGUAGGGAGUCUUCAUCAUUCCCUAUAAAUUCUCAGUCUCUUAAAGGACCUGUAAUGCUCUUGAUCUGUGCUGAGUAGUUUUGUAGUAUAUUUUAUAUACGUGUUCAAAGCUGACAUGCUAAAUGCCUUAGACAGGUGAAAUGUGGAUGCUUGUGCUUAACAAAACGGAGGCAUUUAGUAGCCAAACCACUGAAACUUGCAAUAGGUGCUUUAAAAAGUUCUAGGAGAAUUCUGACAACUUUUGCUGUUGACAGGGAGGCAAAGACUUUUUAUACUGUCAGACACAUGUUGAAGCAAAACAAAUCAUUGCACUUUAAAUCCCUCCUGACUUCAGUGAGACCUUUUCUCUAAGUAUCAGGCAGUUAACAGCUUACAGGGGUGUUCAGCUUAAACUCAUUUUUAAUCUGUCGGUGUGUGUAGUACCAGUAUUACCAGCCUGUUCAAGAAAAGAUAUUGAUAUGUUGGGAGGAGAGUAAGAGGAGAGGAGCCAGUGUCUUCUUACUGAUCUGGAAUUGAGGUCCCCUAGUCUGGCCAUGGGAAAUGCACUGGAAAUUAUCGUCUUGAUUAAAGCUACAUUUUAAUUAUUAAAAAAAUAAUAAUAAUUUUUAAUUUCUUGAAUGGUUUAAAAAUUAGCACUAACAAGCUUUAUUGUUUUGAUGCUAAUCCUAAAUUGUUCCUCAACAUUAGUGUUAAUAUUCAUUAUAGCCUAUUGAGUAUUAGCUGGGAAAGGAAAUUUUAUUGAUGUUUGAAUGGAUUUCUUGUGAAACUGUCUUUAGUGUUUGGUAACGGAGUCUUUGUGGUGUGCAAUGUCAGUAAUCUGCAAAGACUGCCUUGGGAAUUGAGGGUUUACGGGACAGCAGCAGUCUAAGCUUUGUGGCAGGUGACUGCAGGGAGAGCCUCACUUGUAAGUAGCAAUACCUACAUAAAGUGAAAAAUGUUGCAAGCAUGGGGAGAGUCUGAACACCCAAAUAAUUUAAGCUUCUUUACUGCCUAUUAAAAAAAGCUUCAGGAGUCUCUCUUAAACGCUUUUUGUGGCUCAUCUUUUUUGUAGACAAGAGAUAGGGAUAAGUUUUCUUAGCAGGGAGUUGUUUUGCAGUGAUCUGAGACCCUACAGUGAGGCAGUUUCUUAAAGCAUUACAGUUCUAUGCUUAGAAAUAAGCUUUUCAAAGAUCUGCAAGAAAUUCUCCAGAGAGGUCUUAACAUCUGGACUUAAUUUACCAAAGGCCAUGGUAGUCUGGGGACGUUCCUACUGCCCGGGAGAUGGCCAGUGUUUAUACCCCUCUGCAAGGACAUGAGGGAAGACCCAGGAAGCUACAGACCUGCAGUCUAACCUUGGUCCCUGGAAAAAUUAUGGAGAAGACUACUGUUCAGCCAGUGCCCUGAGUACUGUUGAAAGGCUCUUAGAGGGCAGAAAAAAGCUUUUGUCAGGCAUAGACAAUGUGAGUUCACGCAGGCUUUGCCUCUGUACUUUGAUCUCCUUCAAUGACAAGCCAACUGCUUGGUCUGUGGGGGAAAGGCAGUAGAUGUAAUAAGACCUUUGUUACUGUCCCUCUCAGCAUCCUUCUGGACAAACUGUCCCACCAAGCUGAUAAACUGGUUCAAUGGUAGAACCUGAGUUUGUAGUGGAUGGAGCUACAUCUGGUCGGCAACCAGUCCCUAGCAAUGUUCCCAGGGCUUGCUUCUAGAGCCAGUUCUGUUCGAUCAUUUUAUCAACAGUCUAGGUGCAGGAGUGGAAUGCGAUCUCAGCACAUUUGCUGCUGACAAUAAACUGGGAGGUGCUCGUGCCUGGAGGACAGGAGACCUUGCAGAGGGAUUAGAUAGAUUGGAGCAUUGGGCAAUCAGCAGUGGCAUGAAUUUCAGCAACAGUAGAACACUGGGUGUUGCACUUGUGACAGAGCAGUGUCAUAUGCAGGUACAGACUGGGAGACAAGUAGCUGGAGAGAGCAGCUCAGCAGAAAGGGACCUGGGAGUGCUGGUGACAGCAGGCUCAGCAUGAGCCAGCAGUGUCCUGGCAGCCAAGAGGGCAAACUGUUAUGGAGUGCUUUACACACAGCAUAGCUAGCUGGUCAAAAGGUGCAUCUCCUGCCAUAUUUAGAGUUGGUGUGGCCUCACUGUGGAUAUUGUGUGCAGCUCUGGGCUCUGCAAGUUCUUAUCAGUGUAUCCAAAUGGGCUCAGGAAUCUUUGAUCCAGUGAUUGAUGCUUGUUACUGGCAUUGGAGAACCACAGACAAGACUGAGAGGGGAUCUUACCUACCAUCAUCAGGGCGGAUGACAAGUGACUUUUUUCAGUGGUGCCCAGCGACAGGACAUGGGGCAGUGGGCAAAAUGGGAGCACAGGGAGUUCCAUAUGAAAUUGAGAAAAUAGUUGUUUAAUUUGAGGGUGAGGGAAUGCUGGAACAGCUGCCCAGAGAAGUCUCCUGUGGAGAUGCUCAAAUCCUGCCUGAAUGCUUUUCUGUGCUUUAAAUCUUGCUUAGCCCUGAAGUGGUCAGGCAGUUCAACUCAAUGAUUUUUUAGGUCCUCUACAACUGAGCUAUUCUGUGUUCACAUCACAUCUCUAUUAAUAGAUCACAUCCCUGCUAAUGUUAGGCAACAGAAAAUUCACAGACGAUACUGUUGUCAAUUACUAAUCUAACAUUUCUUAGCAGUGUUUUAGAACAAGAAUGUCAGCUGACCUUUUCAGAGUUGUAGGAGUCCAGCAGGUCAAAAGAAAUAAGCUUGAAACUGUAUCUUUGUUUCUUACCAAGUAUUCAAUUGCCAAAACGUAACUCUGUAACUGUUAGGCCUUCUGACCUCAAUACUUGUUUUUAAAAUAAUUCCUCUUGAUCUUCUGGUGGUCUCUGAAAAUUUGCACACAAACUUUUUCUUAUCAGUGAGGAUCAAAAAUGUUUGAUCUGCAGAAAUCGAAUAAGCAUUACCAGACUGUCCAUGAAGUGUCACUGAUCCUUAGGGCUUCUGAGGGAUAUAAGACUAUCCCGCAUCCUGAGCGUAUUGAUGAGCUUCGUCUCUGACAUGUUAAAGUUCUCCUUUCCUUCUGUCCUUCCCCUCACAUUUUCCCCUCCCAACCCUGAAUUUUUAAGUGCACCUGCUGUAAGCAGCUAUUUCAAAAUACUUCCAGGUGUUCUAGUAGCUCAGUGAUUUGAUGCCUCUUGUUUUAUGUGGAAAAUCAAGGCACUAAGAUGAGUCUGUCCCCUAAAAAUGGGUGCAACAUUUACUGAAACUGUCCUUAUUCUAAAACAGAAAAUCCCUGGAAGAAAUGGUUCUGCUCUUCUCAAUGCAUCAUCCUGCUUUAAGUUUUCACUUAAACACUAACUGUUUUGUUCAAGGAAGGUGGGUUUUUCUUUGUUUUAUUCCUGUCAAUGUUUUUUUUUUUAACAUGAAUUACCAAACAAACCAACUGCUACUCCUGUUGUAAUGCUGAAGGAUACAGACAAGCUUUUCUGCUGUCCUUGUCAUUUAUAUGGACAGAAGACACCAUCCAGUUGUUGCACUUUGGUUUGCUGCAUCUCAGACCCAUUGAUAAAGUCACUGCUGCUUUCUUGCCUCAUUUUCACUCUUGUCACAGUGUGAAUUUCCUAUUAUUAAAUCCGUUAUGUUUUCUUGACUAUUUGUUGUUUGUUUCCUUCUGGGAUUUAGCCAAGAAAAGGUGUCGAGUGUCUUUUCCUCAAAAGUUUGAGCAGCAAAUAUUUGUGAACAAAAUGGUCACCUCUUAAUGAUUUCAUAAAGCUGCACUAAGAAAUCAUAGCAGCUGAGACAUGUACCACUGGGACAUGCUUCACUGUACUAGGUAAGAGGGCAAAAAUCACAGUCAUCUGGAGGAAGUGAAUUAUUGUAAUGCCCAAACAGCAUCAUGUGAAGUACAGAAGUGAUCGACUUCUUUUGUACUUGGUAUUUCUGAAUGUAGUGCAUCCAGCAAUGGAACUGUGACACAGUGAAUUGACAUAAGACAAAGAAAUGGAGGAUAUUUAGAUGUAAGACACUUCAGGCUUCUUGGCAGUGCUCCCCAUUGCACCCUCUCAUUCCCCAGUAUGGUGAAGAAAAAAGGGAAUUGUUCUGGAAGUGUCUAAACAAGAACUACACAUUUGCAUUUGUGUAUUCAGGGCACAGGAAUAACCUGACAUACAUUUAGCUCUUGCGGUGUAAUACACAUAUGCCUGUAAAAUUAAGCGUGAAGGUUAACUUUUGACUCAGCAGUUCUUGUCCCUCUUAAGAACGAUCUGCCUUCUCCUUGCAGUAUUGGGUUAACCUGCUAAAAAGAUGGAAGGGUCUGUGCCUUCUUACUGUAGUGUCUCUUACUGAAACAAACUAAAGCCGCUCAAAGUUACAGAGCAUUUGCAGCACUGUAAACUGCACAAAUUUAUUACCAUUGCUUCACUGCAUGAAACGCAGUCAGGUCACGAGUGAUGAAAUCUUACAGUGAUGAGUUCCCCAGCUAAUGAAUGUUCUGAGACUUUUCUAGUCUUCUCUUGGGCUGGUCCCGAGGGUGUGUACAGGUUUGUCUGUAUUGUUGGUUUGUAGAUGCUAAUGAGGAAAACCAGGCUUUUGUUUUCUCCUUCUGGUUUGUGUUGUUAUACUCCCAUGUAGUGCAUAGAAUGACAAUUAAGAAAUGUUGGUUUGGCAUAAUGUAAACGGCAUUUUUGGCUUAUGCAUUCAUAAUAAACUUUUCUAGUGUAAUAACAUGCUGAAUCACUACCAGUCUGAUGUAUUGUGCAAAAAAGGUGUAAACAUUUUAUUAAUAAAAAGCUUUGUUUAUAAACGUG